Molecule: messenger RNA, 957 nt
Organism: Haemonchus placei
Lineage: Eukaryota; Metazoa; Nematoda; Chromadorea; Rhabditida; Trichostrongylidae
Source: the annotation of a GenBank genome assembly
AUGCAGUGUGACGAUAUCACGUGGAACAUCCUUCGUAAGGGCCAGUGUGCCUUUAAAGUAUGGGCUAAACCAACUCUGUUUUGUCGGAAUGAAAUGAAUCUGACUGGUCUAUGUAAUCGUGCAUCUUGUCCCUUAGCAAACUCUCAGUACGCCACAGUUAGGGAAGAAAAUGGUGUCUGUUAUUUAUACUGCAAAGUGAUUGAAAGAAGUCAUUAUCCAAGAAGAUUAUGGGAAAAAACGAAACUUUCGAAGGAUAUGAAUAAGGCACUAGAACAGAUUAGUGAUGCUCUUCUUCAUUGGAGUGAAUACGUCCGUCACAAGUGCAAGGCAAGACUUAUUCGAAUCCAUCAGUAUCUUAUCCGUAUGAGGAAAAUGGCUCUGAAGGGAACGCAGAAGAAAAUCAUACCAGUUGCACGUAAAGUUGAACGGCGUGAGAAACGUCGUGAAGAAAAGGCUUUAAUAGCUGCGAAAUUGGAUAAGGCUAUUGAAAGUGAACUGCUUUCACGGUUACGACAAGGAACAUAUGGUGACAUUUAUAACUUCCGACAACAAGCUUUUGAACAGAUGCUUGAUGAGAACGAAGCUGUGAUGGAACGAGAAGAGGAAAUAGAGAUGGAAGAUGACGAAGACGUAGGCCGGAUGCAGUACGUGGCUGAUUUGGAGUCAUCAGAUGAAGAAGAUGAGGACGAUAUUGAGGACACACCUGGAGGUCAUUGGUCACCUCCCGAAACUGAUAGCGAGGAAGACGAUUGGCAGCGACCAGAAGAGAGCGAAGAGGACAACGACGAUGAAGAAGAGAGUGAAGGAGACACGUCCGGAGAACCACCAAAGAAGAAACCGAAGAAAAAAGCCGGUAAAAAGAAGCAGCUCAAGAAAAAGGCACCGAAAACAAAGCGACCACAUGUGGAAAUCGAGUACGAAGACGAGUCGGAACUGCGUACGAAGAUCAAAGCAUAG